Molecule: messenger RNA, 1200 nt
Organism: Mesocestoides corti
Lineage: Eukaryota; Metazoa; Platyhelminthes; Cestoda; Cyclophyllidea; Mesocestoididae
Source: the annotation of a GenBank genome assembly
AUGGAUGACACCGCAGUUCCCUCCACAUCAUCUUCGAACUCCACCCAGCGACGAGGAAAAUCGUCUAAUGAUCGCAACGACCCCGAUCCGUCAGACUCGCAACCACCACCAGUACCACCCCCACCCUCCGCCUCUUCUUCAUCUGGCACAAACGGAAACUUCGAAUGCAAUAUCUGCCUAGAUCAAGCACAGGACGCCGUGGUGAGUCCGUGUGGCCAUCUCUUCUGUUGGCCCUGCCUUCACCAAUGGAUUGAAGUGAAACGAUCUCAGCCCGUCUGUCCUGUCUGCAAGUCUGUCAUCAGCCGCGAAUCGGUCAUUCCCCUCUAUGGCAGAGGUGCCGACCACAAAAAUGACCCUCGGAGUAAAAUUCCCCCAAGGCCACAAGGUAGGAGAACUGAGCCCGAACCACAAAGGGAGUCUCCUUUCAGUGCAUUCAGCAAUUUUUUCGGGGGAAACACCGGGGCAGCAAGAGACGACGGUGGCGGUGACGGGAAUUUCCAUGUUUCCUUUGGCAUCGGCCCUUUCCCCUUCGGUCUUUUCACGACUUCAUUCAAUGUUGGCGGUGGCAGGGGCACCGGCGACGGACUAAACAAUAAUCAAGCUGGUGGCGUCAACGACGCCGAGGCCCUUUCGAAGGUCUUCUUCGCCAUCGCAAUGGUGCGUGUCAAGUACCGCUACAUCGUAUCAAUCGUCUCUAUUGGUUCCACGAGUGGAGGCGUGUGUCAGGGCGUCGCCAACCGACCCGGCUACCCCGGCUGCCCGCCGCUCUGUGUCACCGCGCCAUCGUCGAGCACCGCCUCAGACGACACACUGAUUUACAGGGCUAUAAAGCGAUCAAUGCAGACGGCUCAUGGCACCAUUGGAGUGGGCAGAAUGAUGUCGCGAUUUCGCAUAAUUUACUGGAAUCCAUUUUCGGGUCUUCUCAUCAUCCGUGUGCUCCGAGGCCUCGCAACCGAACAGAUGACCUCUGCUCUGUCUCUGAUAACCGUCGUACAAGACGGACCGAUUGAACGACCAGCAGUGGUUGACGUCGUUCACCGAAGUGGUACCGUUCGGUGCUGUCAAAAAUUCAUUGUUGACUAUUACAAAACCCAGUUGUCAGGCUGCAUUUCGGGUGUAACGGAAACAGCCAUUGCACGGGCCGUCGCGCGCAAGCUGAUUGAUACGAAACCUCCGGACUUAAAUCUAGAUUUGAACUAA